Molecule: messenger RNA, 984 nt
Organism: Debaryomyces hansenii CBS767
Lineage: Eukaryota; Fungi; Ascomycota; Pichiomycetes; Serinales; Debaryomycetaceae
Exons: 1
Coding region: 1-984 (327 amino acids)
Biological process (GO): anaphase-promoting complex-dependent catabolic process
Cellular component (GO): anaphase-promoting complex
Source: RefSeq, a predicted model, not a curated record
AUGUACUCCCCUUCUUUAUUCUCGGACAGCCUUUAUAAACUAUGGAGACACGAUGAUGAUGGUAUAGAUUCGUCUGAUUUCCAUAGAAGGACUUUUAAUAUGCAUAACGCCAACAAUACAAAUUCUAAUGGUGCAACUAAUACUACUAAUAAUAACGUAACACAAGAGCAAUUGGAAGAUCAAAGAAGACAUAUUCGACUGUUAUUUGCACCACCAUUACUGGCGUAUUCAGCAGAAUAUCCAGGGGCCAGUUUAUCACAGUUGGAAUAUACCAUAAGCAAUCAAAGCGGAAAUAAGCAGGAUUUACCAUUAUUGACACCAUUAAUCCAGAGGAAACUAGAUAGAUUACAACAGAUACGAAACAUAGGAUACACCAGCAUAAUACCCGCGGGUGUUGGGAAAACAAUGGAGCAGAUUGACUUUGAAGAGGCAAGACACUUCAAUAUGAGUGAACAGCAAGAAGGGUCGUUUAUCCCAACAGCCGAGAAUGGCGAUGCGCCCGACAGCUCUAUCAAUGGAGUACCUAAUCAAAGCAUUAAUGAAGAAGAGGAACCAGAGAUAGACUUAGACGCAAAUAUUCCGAAUGCGGAUGACGUUACCAAUGAUGACGACUUUGAAGACGAUGAAUUUGGAGAAGUACAAGAGGAACAAGAUGAAAUUGAUUUAGAUGAUCAUAGUUUAAAUGAAGAUGAAGGUUUCAUGGCAGAAGAGGUUGAGUACCAAGACGACCAUAGUAUAGUGAUGGACCAUAUACCGAAUAUGUUGAUAAAUACUGGGACGACAGCUACAACAGUUAAUACCAACUUGAACUCUGGUAGAAGUAUCGCUACCAAUCCUACUAGUAUAACCAGUACAAGUCCUAUAAGCAUAGUAAAUCCUAAUUCGAGCAAUUUGUAUUCUACAGGCCAAGGAUAUAGGGAUGAAAGCGAUGAAAAUAAUCAGAAUGAUCAGUCUGAUUUAGAUAUGAUAAUUGACGAACAAUAA